UGGCGUGGCCGGGGGAGCCCCUCGUGGGGACUGACUGCACCUGCCAGAGGACCGGAGCUCCCAAGGCUGGAUGCAAACCAUCGCCAAACAAACACAGUGUAGUUCAUGUGCAUCAGUGUGCUUCCCCUGGAAUAGUUGUGUGACCUUCCCGCCGCCUUUUUGAUGCAUCAUCCUGAGGUUGGGGGUCCCCCCUCGCCCCUGUUGUUGCAGCCUGAAAAGCAACGCGUGGCACAGGAAAGGCGUUUAAGGGUUUCGCGGUGGGCUCCCCCCGCCUGGCCAGAGAGGGGUUCGAGCGAGGAGUGCAGUGAUCAGCAUCUCUCGUGCCAUGAUCUCGCUUGGUUGUUAUUGACAGAGCAUCCUGAAGCGCGGCUGGCGGGAGAAGCCUCUGAUGGCUUGCAUGGAGCUGCUGUACCUCGCCAGGGAGGGCAGGCGAUCCGAUCUGUGCAACGAUGUGGACUGGAGCUUGCGUGCCUCUCCCUACGAGCCGCACAGUAGGGGUGAUGGGAGCGCGAGAACGGCCACGGCAGUGGCAGCUCUCUGCUGCGAGAGGCACUGCAAGUCCACACAGAGGGCAGUCCUAGCAGGUCCCACCACUCCUACCUCCUCCACCUCUGGGCCGUGUCCGGAAGCAUUGGGCAGCACCCAGCCCUGCUGCCAGCCGGCUCCCCUGGAUGGAGAAGAGGAGGCAGACAAGAAGAGAGCCUGCUGCUGUGCUCAGGAACUAGAGACCUCAUUUACUUCCGUGGAUGAAAAUGUCAACCUGGAGCAUCCAAAAAGCGCCCCUUCUGUUGUGAGCAGCUGCUGUCAGGGCCAGGACCCCCCUCCUCAGGACAGUUCUUGCAGAGAGAUCCCACUUGAGUGGGUUCAUGAUUCUCCCUCUCUGAUCUCUGAGGAAGAGGAUGACGCUGCCUCGGAAGCUGCCUCAGGGAAAUCUAUAGAUUAUGGGUUCAUUAGUGCCAUCUUGUUCCUGGUUAGUGGAAUUUUGCUAGUGAUUAUUUCCUAUUUGGUACCCAGAGAUGUGACUGUGGAUCCUAACACUGUAGCUGCCAGGGAGAUGGAGAGACUGGAGAACGAGAGCGCUAGAAUCGGAGCUCACUUGGAUAGGUGUGUGAUCGCAGGUCUGUGUCUCUUAACUCUGGGGGGCGUGGUGCUGUCCAGUUUAUUAAUGAUGUCUAUGUGGAAAGGGGAGCUGUACAGGAGGAAUAGAUUUGCAUCCUCCAAGGAGUCUGCAAAGCUGUAUGGGUCUUUCAAUUUCAGAAUGAAAUCGGGCCCCAAUGAUAACACGCUGGAGUUAUCAUUAGUGGAAGAGGAUGCACUGGCUAUAGAUAAUUAGUGUAGUCGUGAUUUCUCAGGCAGCACUUGUACAGAAAAGGAAGUUUUAUUUGGAAAGCAAGGACAGCUAAAGAUAGCUAGUGAUGCAGUUUUUGCCUGACAGGAAAGGUUUUCCUUUAAAGUUUAUAAUUGAUUUUUUCCAUUAUAUGGAUACUUGUUCUUAGGGAAAACAUGCAAGAGAUAAUAUAAUCAAUAUAAAAUAUACUUUCUGGUGAAAGCAGUGAAUACAGAUUUGUGAUUGCCAGGUUCCUUAAAUGCUCCUUUAUCCUGUUAUAAAAUAUACGCCUCAGUGUCUUUCCUGGGAUCACCCCAACACAGAACACUAACAUCCUGCCUCCCUAGAAGCUGUUAUUGUAUCAGCCUACAUAAGGAUUAUUAACAGUCUACUUAGUAGAUGUGCUAAGGGAUAUGACCAAUAAUCAAGUUGCAAGACUGACAUUUAAUUAAGGAUGACAGUCUUUUUUUUAUAUGCUUUCAUUUUUAAGCUGCCCUCUUUUCUUGCUGUGACUGGCAUGAGUGCAUCAUGCAUUCAUUUACCACAAAUAUCUUUUCUGCCCAACUAGUAGCAUAAUUAAUGAUGAUUAUUAAAAUAUAGAAUAAAGGGUAAUGGGCAGUGGAUUAAAUGGCUCAAGGCUUUGAUAGUAAAAUAAAGGGCCUUUCUUCUUUAGGUCAUUGGUUCAACUGCAAUUACAAUCUGUAGUGUUAGGAAAAAUGUUAACUUCCAUGGCUGCUAACUCCUGUGAAGUUAGUUUAGUGGAUAGAUGCUGGACACCUGUCCUGAUAGGGCAACUGCACUGCCAUAACUUGACAUCUAUUGCGCUCUUUUUUGGAGUCUCAAAAAUGCUGAAGACUUAACUAGGAUGGAGAUAGAACAAUUUUCUCACAAAGUACCUCCUUAGAAGAGGGAGCAGAACUCUGCUUGUUCUGAAGUUGUCCGUAUCAUCUGUCCUCUUCAGAUGUAGCUUUUAAUCCAUUAUGGCUACAAACCCUUCCAAUUUCCCAAGAAGUGAAAAAAGCAAGGUGUUGCAUUUUGCAUGGGUCAGAAAAUAGCUUUCUAUGCUACUCCAGUUAGCAGCCUAUUUCUUUAUCAGCUGCUUUAAAAAGUCAAUGUCACAGGGAGAAAUGUUAGGUAUCCAGCCACUGAGUGACAGAUAAUGAGUUCAUAUACUGUAGCAAGUCAAAGAUAGGUGAUAUUAUUAGUGGCAUGGGUAGCGCAGUGGCCAAAAAAUUAAACUCUAAAGGAAACUAUUGUCAGCCAUCUUCUGGGGAAGGCUGUAAUAGUUGUGUUUUAUAUCUUUUGUUUGGGGGAAAUAACAAAUAAACAAACAGCAUACAUGGUAGAGGCGGCUAGCCUGAAGCUUGCCAGCCACAUGAAGCUCCUGGAAAGUUUCAUUAUGGCUUCUGAAGAAACUUAAUCUAACAGCGAUCUAUUAUUUGUGCUGGGAUGCUGUAUGGGUGCUGUAUGGUGUGAGAUCUGGGAGUGUGUCCAAGAGUCCUUGGCCACGUUGAGAUUUUGGUUUACUGCAGAGCGUUAGGAGGUUUGGUCACCCCUGUUAUAUAACAAUAUAAUUUUUUUAUUUACUCCAGUUGGGCACAUUCUGAUCCACUGACAAGAUCCACUGGUCCACUGGUUUAAAAAUGGUGAAUUAUUGUUAAAAUAACAAACCCCCUCAAAUAAGUGUCAUUCUCAUUUCUUAAAUCUAUUUGAAUUUCGAAUGCAUAUCAGAGGAAUCAGCCUCUCAUCUGAGGCUGAAACCUAAUGUUGUUUUGACUUUGCUAACUCAGACCUAGGGUGUACAGGCUCUCAGUAUUUCCACUUCAGCCUUGCAUGAAUAGUCCAGAUCAUGAGUACUGCUACUCUGUAAGACGGAGUAGCCCACAGCUGCAGCUAAGCUGUCUUAGCAGAGGGUGUUGAAAAUAAGCAUCUACUUUAAAGCGCAGGAGGUACUCUGAGAAGAACACUCAACAGUUUGGGACUCAAAACAACUGAAUAAGAAGAUACUCUUUAUACUUGAUCUGUGCUCUGAUUAGGUAUGUUUGGGAAGGAGCUUGCCACCUUAGCUCUUUCUUUUAAUUCUGUAAUAUUGCAGUGUGUUUUUCAGUUAAUAUAAAUAGACUGCAGAUCCCUUCCUUCUCACCUCUUUAUGGGUGAAGUUGCAUGUUACACCUGGACCAAACUAAGGCAACUUAAAAUGCAAGCAUCCACACAUUAAAGCUCGUUAACUUGUGCUAAGGGCCCUCUGAGCAUUUCAAUGUUAUGCCACUUCAGACCAGGGCUAACUCUGGGCUGUGCUACCUAACUCAUUUUAGACUAACUUCAGUCUGCUCCACAGAGAUAAAAUGAACUAUUUGUAAUUCUCCAACAUCCCUGGAUGCACUGCUCCCAGCCUCCUCUCCACCCAGAGCAGGGAUAGAGUCCUGGCUCCUAGCUACAUCCAUGCACACCAGCCCUUUAGUGGCAAAUCAGAGCUGUGCAGGCAAGAAGCACUCUAGAAACAGUCCUAACCCUUAACAUGAGACUGCUCACAGCAUAUUCGGACUUCAGCACCGGCUAACAUUCUGUCGAUUUAGUAACGACACCCUGUGUUAUGGUGGGAAGCAGGGAGUCCUGAGGAAGAACACUGAGGAGUCUAUUAUCCACUACAAGUCCAUUAUACCCUUCUCUCUGGCUGCUCCAUAUCACGAGUUAAAUGAAGGACUUGUAUUUGAUGUUGAGCUGGGGUCAGCCUUUUUUGUUCAGUUAAUCCUGUGUGCUUGCAUUCACACAGGAUUAUGAAGCAUUGUUUACCCAGUUAAUAGAUUUAGACACCAAAGGCAUCUAUAUCUCUCUUUCCUAAAGGCCCACUGACUGACACAGUAGCCAUCUUACAGCCAGCCAGAAGGAUCUGAACUCAUUCCUGUUUUCCUACUGUUCAUAUUACGUUAUUUGUAAGUAAUGUUGUAUUGUUCUGGUGCUUUAAUGUUGGCUCAGAAAUAGAGAUGCCACUCAAAAUGUUAUGGCAUGCAGACUGUCAUUUCCUUCAUUGUUGUUUUGUAGUUUUGGGGACAGAUAUAAGGCCAUUGUAACAGGAGCACAGUGGACCAUGCCCACGUUCCAGAAGUGUGUGUUUGUGUGUGAGGGCUGGGAUUCACCGGGGUAAGCAUCUAAACACUGGUUUUAGGGGCCAUUCCUGUGGCCAUGCGGAUGUGCCAUCAUUAAUCCAGUUCUUACCAGGAGUAAAUUUCAAAAAUCAAAAAGAGCUUCUACAUCCAUGUAAGAGGUGGUGCUUUGGCCCAUCUGAAUCCAGAAGAAUGAUGAACAGAGAUGAUAAAAAGAACUGUAAUACGGGUAGGGAAGAUUUUUCCCCUGCCAACCCUUUCCCCCAGGUAGAUGAUGGUCUGCUACUGGCCCUUACUGGCAGCAGCAUGCUACUCAGACAAUGCUUCCUCUCAGUCAUGGUUGGCAGUAGCAUAACUAGGGAUGGGUGAGCAGAGCACCAGCCCUGCAUGCCAAUUUAGAGGGGAUGGCAGAAUGGUGGCCCCAUGUGGGGAGGCUGCUUUGCAGCUGUAUCAGCCCACACCUGGCAGCAGCUGUAAUAGCAGUUCGUAUGCUGUAAAACUCUCUGGCACUUGGCAUUUUCCUUCUCUCCACUCUUGGGUGCAAAUUCCUCUCUGCCCAGGGUGCCAAAUUCCUCUGCUGGUUACACCUCUAACAGUUGGGGUGUGAUGCCCACUACAUAGUGGUGUUUUAGUGGGGUUUCUUAGUCCUAUAUGUCCAGGUGUGAAGCCCAAUGAAACCACACUAUAGGAGGCGGGUAAGAUAGAAGACUACUGUAUCUCCAUAGCCUCUGUCUGUCUGAGCUUCCUAGGACAGAGGCUAACAUUUACAGAGAAGCUCCAUCCAGCAAAGCUUAAACAGGCUUUUUUCUACCUAUGACAAUUUGUUGAAUGGGUGGAGAAACUUGCUAGCCUCCAUGGGCACAUGCAGUGCAUCACACUUAGUCUGAUGUGAGGCCUGUAGUUGGAAAUUAAUUGCUCUAAAUUUUUAAUCACACUGGAAAAGGUCUGAAGCAGAGGCUAGUAAUUUUUCAGAUUUGUUGUUUUUAUUUUUUUUUAUUAUACCUACAUGUAAAAUUGGAAUAUGUUUUUAUAGCCACAAAAAUACAGUAGCUGAGGCUAUAAAGUUUCCAAAUCCGUUAUAAGAACCAUGGCAUGCCUUAAUGCUUGUUGUUAGCACUGGGAAAGAGAAUAUUUUCCAUACUGUAUUUUGUGAGAAGUUUUCUGACUCUUUGCAAAAUCCUGUCACCAAUCAUGAGUGAACUGUUUUUAAAGAAUCCUCAGGGUUUCCAUAAAUGUUUUAAGGAAGAAAAGCUAAUAAAAUGGCCUCAGUCUACACAGCAAAAUGUGGGAAAUCCAAAAACGUAAUUAAUGUAGUUUACAUGGUUUCUUUCUCUUACAAUAUUGUUUACUAUAGAAAAGGGAAAGUGAGGCUUUCAAGAGCGGAGAUUACCUGGGGUAGGAAAUAAAGCAUUAUGACAUUUUCUCAAUCCCAGGCUUCAGGGAGUGAAUGAUGGGCUAAUACAACAUUUCACUUUUAGGUCUCUGGUUCUAAUGAAGCACAGCAUGCUAGAGACCAAAGCCUGUCGCUGAUGGCUGGUGGUGGCCAGUAGUUUGUAGUUUCAGUCCAAAUGUUCACAUCCACAUCACAGUGGAUAAAUGUUCACAUCACAAAAAUAACCUCUAACCCCAAGCAGAAAGUCUCAGCAAAAUUUAAGGAUUAAAUGGCAUGAAGAAUGAAUUGCCCCUUCCUAUGCAGCGGUGACUCAAGUGCUCCUGCUCAGAGCUAAUGGAAGAGAAGGGGCAGCCUGGGGAAGUUUACCAUCACUGCCCACGUACUCUGCCAAGAUCAGUGGGAGCCUCCAUUAUUUGGGUUUAUAAAUCUGGCAUUUUACAUGUAUACCAAAAUUUUCCCAGCUGGAUCUAGGAGGCUGAGUAAAACUGGAAGGCACUGGGAUAAUAAAUCAGGAUGUGCCAACCACCCUCUACUAAAUGACAGAUCAGUCAAAAGCUAAGUUGUGGACAAGACUUGACCUAAUCCCAGAUCUUUACCAUUUACCAGUUCUCUCUUGCAUGGCCAGACCUAAGAUCCAGGUAGUCUGCAUAAGCUAUUAAAGGGAUUCUUACUCUCCAACUACUGCCAGGCCUGCAGAUGUUGUCCAGGUCAGAAGCUGACUUUAAGAAUAAUCGAAAUUAGAAUUUAACCUGCAGCUUAGUUUUACCCAUUUGUCCACAGGGGUAAUUUGGGGUUGUUUUUUUCCUUUCUUUAAUUAGAAAUUUGUGACCAAUACUAAACUGAAUAAAGCCUACUUGCAAGUAUUGCAAAACAAGGACCAUCAUAAAAUGAUCUUUGGUUCUGUUACUUAGUUUUGGUAACCACCCUGUUUACCCAGGGACAGCCAGCCUUAUUUUCUCACUGCCAUCCUCUAAUGCUAGACCUGAAGCCUAGAAAAUCAUUUUAAGCUCUCUCCUGGAAAGCCAUUCUGGGUUGUUGCUGUUUUAAUAUGUUUACAGUUUUUAAUCUUUUUAAUUAUUUUAAAACUCUGUCUGUAGUAAAUAAUGUUUACCAACUGGGAAAAUGACUGAUUUAAUUUUGUAAAUCUGCAUUUUGAACUGCUACAGGGCAAAAUGUUACAGUUAAUGUGAGCUUUUCAAUAGUGCAUUUGAUGCCUUAUUAUAAUAGUAACGGUGUUCUGUACAGGUGUAAAAUAAAAAACAAU
Molecule: messenger RNA, 7088 nt
Organism: Alligator sinensis (Chinese alligator)
Lineage: Eukaryota; Metazoa; Chordata; Crocodylia; Alligatoridae
Gene: TMEM74
Product: transmembrane protein 74
Exons: 1
Coding region: 389-1333 (314 amino acids)
Source: RefSeq, a predicted model, not a curated record